Messenger RNA from Entelurus aequoreus (snake pipefish), 4951 nucleotides. It is a transcript of the gene lg01h1orf159, whose product is annotated as linkage group 01 C1orf159 homolog. Lineage: Eukaryota; Metazoa; Chordata; Actinopteri; Syngnathiformes; Syngnathidae. Bases 142 to 735 code for a protein of 197 amino acids. The transcript is spliced from 9 exons. The record is from RefSeq and is a predicted model, not a curated record.
AAUCAUUGAAAGGGCGCUGUGCGGCUGAUUUUAAUGGCAGAACAAACUGCGGAGGUGUGUUGAUGACAAACCUGACAACAAACUCGACAACAGACCCUCUCGGCCGAGCGACAUCUGUUCCUGCCGACCUAGGGUUCAAACAUGGCGCUGUCAUUCCUCUUGGUCCUGGCAGCAACAGUGAUACUCAUCAGACCGGAGACACGUGUAACCAAGGCGCUACAUCAUAACUCACUGGAGUGCUGCGGCGACAAACAGCGGACCAACAGUUCGUGUUUGAACGACACUCGCUGCGAGCCAGGAUGCUUCUUCCGUGUGCUGGAAAGCAGCAGCAUAAUUUGCAUACAGUGUGACUCUGCGACUGUAGACGCUGACAACGUAACAACUUGCACUUACAACUACACGAUGGACAGGAAAAACCACACGACAGUCACAACUGUCAUGCCUAAAAUUGGAGGCCCAGGCGUGGCCGCCUCGCUUCUUCUUGGAACGCUAUUGAUUAGUCUGUUCCUGAUCCUGUCCGUCGCCUCUUUCUUCUACCUCAAACGCUCACAUCGACUCCCGAGCAUCUUCUACCGCCGCAACAAAGCCUUCAUCUUUCAGCCAAGCGAGACUGCUGUCAUGAUUUCCUCCUCGACAGCUAGGAAACAAAGAUACAUGCGGCGGGAGAGGCCCUCCGUGGCGCAGAAAAGCAACAUCACGCACGCUGCACCCACCACACGGGUCUAUAACGUGUAGGAUCUUGGAGCCCAAAUGACUUGUGAAAGGAGUUGGUGACAAAAUGUAGUGACGUCAUUGGUCAGUUCGUAUUUAAGCUCGUCACACUUGAACUCAACCUAUUUAUCAGUCUGUGCUCUUCUUACGUACAGUCGACGCAUUGACGCUGCACUCACAGUUGAGGUCUUAUUGAAGUAGCUUUUUGAGAGCCUAUAUAUUUUUUUAUGUCUUAAACAUUGCAGUAGCUCAGAACCAAGACGCCUUUCAUUGCAAUCAUUAUCAUGCUGCUCGAGUUUUAGUCAACACUCAUGCCAGCGACGCCACUCUCAUGGUUUCAUAAACGGUGAGCUAUUACAGCUAUGCGUUUAUUGGUUUGAGGCUAACAUGCAUCGACCGCUUAGGCCAGUGACCUAGUUGGGUGAUGGUGACAAAGCAUCAUCACUGUUUGUGUUCUUUUUAGUGUGUGUGAAUCUAGCUUUUGCAUUGGUCUCCUUUUUUAUGUUUGUGAUUGUAUGAGUGAUGUUUUUCUAUUUAUUAGUUGUCUCCCAUCAGCCAAAGUGAAUGUAUUUGCCAAGUUUGUGCCACACGUCAGUUAUCUGCAUACGCAAUGUUUACCUAUUUAUUUUAGCGUAACACAAAGAUCCAUGUCCAAAUUGAUGAAUACCCAUUGUCAAUACAAGCGUAAACAAUGUUCUAAAAGUAUAUGUAUUCGAAUGGCGGGGUCAUGAUCUGAUACUGAUAUUGGAUAUAGGUCCGAUAGCAGAAUUGUAUCGGCUUGCAUGUAACAUCUCCAAAACAAACAGUCCGGAGGAGUGUUUACUUGUGCAUAGCUGUGCAGUCAGCUAAAAUCCUGCAAUAAUCUUUCAUUUACAAAAGGUGAACAUGGUAGGGUAUUAGGAGCGAGCAGCUACACAACAACUUAGCACACAAGCUAGACAAAUUGAAUUAAUUACUUCUCAAUUUUUUUCUGUUACCCCCCUGAAUAUAAAUAGUAUCAUUUGUCUACAAAAAUGUUCUUAUUAGUGCCACUCUGCAAAACAUUGUAUCAUUAUUAACAUUAAAGAAAACAAAAUAAGAAAGACAUAUAGAUCAAUUUACAACAAAGAAUCAUUUUAUUAACAUUGAUUUUUAGCCUGUAACAGAAAAGAUUUAAAGUGAAAUAAUUUGCCUGAGAUUAAAAGGUAAAUAAUCCUUAUUUAAACUAUAAACAUUUUCACUGACUUGGAUAAUUUGAUACUGAAAAAUAAAACUAAAUAAAUAAUAAUGAAUUUUAAAAUUGAUCAGCAACAUCAACUCAGAAGCCCAAUGCAGUAUAUAAAAUACUUUAAAGGGGAACUGCACUAGUUUUGGAAUGUUGCCUAUUGUUCACAAACAUUAUGAGAGACAUGACGACAAAUGUUUUUUUUUAAUGCAAUCUAACUUGUAGAUAAAAGUCCGCUUACAAUGGAGCUAAUGGGAGGUCCUCUAUUCCGCCCUUAAAACCCAAUAAAUAACCAUUCAAAAAACGCCAACAAUACUCCAUUUACAUUACGUGACUUAAAUAUUAACCAAGUAUUAGUGAUAUUGUUAUUAUAAGCUCUGACGCAGACAAACUAUAGCGGCGCCGUCAUCACAAGCUUGUGGGCCUAUGUUGCCGUCAUCGAGUGGUAAGAUGCUUCCUUGCUUGUGGAGGUUUAUUGUAAAUCAUAAAUCAUGCCUCUCACCUGGCUAGUAGAAGGAUGAGGACGUAAUACAAGCUGGUACACUUUGACAGCCAAUUUAGACCCGGAAAUGGUGAGAAAUACAUAUAAAGGCGCAAGGUUCCACCUUCAUCUAAACAGGGCUGUAACAACGUUCCAUCAAUUGGCAUUCUAAUGACAACAGACCUUGUACAGUAAGUGAUGUUUUAUUAUGUUUGUUGGCUCUCAUGAAGUCUGCAGUGAGUAAUAAUCAGUUAUGUUAAAAAAAAAACCUUUGUGAUUCGUUUUUUUAAUGAAUGCGCUAGGGGUGUGGGAAAAAAUCAAUUCGAAUUCGAAUCCCGAUUCUCACGUUGUGCGAUUCAGAAUCGAUUCUCAUUUCUUUAAAAAUCAAUUUUUUUAAUUUUUAUUUUUGAUUUAAUUUUUGAUUUUUUUUAUUUAUUUAUUUUUAAAUUAAUCAAUCCAACAAAACAAUACACAGCAAUACCAUAACAAUGCUAUCCAAUUCCAAAACCAAACCCGACCCAGCAACACUCAGAACUGCAAUAAACAGAGCAAUUGAGAGGAGACUCAGAACAAACCAAAAGUAGUGAAACAAAAAUGAAUAUUAUCAACAACAGUAUCAAUAUUAGUUACAAUUUCAACAUAGCAGUGAUUAAAAAUCCCUCAUUGACAUAAUCAUUAGACAUUUAUAAAAGAUAAAAACAAUUAACUAUAGUGUCACAGUGGCUUACACUUGCAUCGCAUCUCAUAAGCUUGACAACACACUGUGUCCAAUAUUUUCACAAAGAUAAAAUAUGUCAUAUUUUUGGUUCAUUUAAUAGUUAAAACAAAUUUACAUUAUUGCAAUCAGUUGAUAAAACAUUGUCCUUUACAAUUAUAAAAGCUUUUUACAAAAAUCUACUACUCUGCUUGCAUGUCAGCAGACUGUGGUAGAUCCUGCUGAAAUCCUAUGUAUUGAAUGAAUAGAGAAUUGUUUUGAAUCGGGAAAAAAUCGUUUUUGAAUCGAGAAUCGUGUUGAAUUGAAAAAAAAAAAAAUCGAUUUUGAAUCGAAUCGUGACCCCAAGAAUCGAUAUUGAAUCGAAUCGUGGGACACCCAAAGAUUCACAGCCCUAGAAUGCGACGUGUAUGCUUAAAAUGAGCAAAAUAUGUAAAUACUGAAUAUAAAUGUGCCUUUUACUACUUUACAUAUAUAUUUACAUCUUGUAUAUAAAACUUUAAUGGAGGUGUUUGGAUGUUUUUUUAAGGGCUUUAUAGGCAGAAUGGAGCGACUCACAUAGGCUCCAUUGUAAGCGGACUUACAUAUAUUUACUAAUUAGAAUGCAUUAAAAAGAGAAAAACGUGUUUUAUAUGAGGAUUGUGAAUGAUUCAAUAAAAAAGUGAUAUUCCCCUUUAACCUAAAAAACUAAACGAACAAAACAACUUGGGCUGAUUUUUUUCUUGUUUUUGUCGAAAUGAGAAAGUCAGAAUUAAUGGCUACAAUAAGCACUCUUUCUGAUGCACAGCUUUUUGAAGCAUGAUACUGAUAAAACAUGUUCCUUGGCGGUCACACACUAUCCACCAGGUAUUGUACUGCACCCCCCAGUAGGGCCUGCUCUAAUAUUUGAGGACUGCCUUAAUUGAACAAUAUUGCAGUUUGAAACCGCACAUUUGUCAAUAUAAAAAAGUAUCACAUUAUAGUUUUAUAUUACUUACACAUACAAAUCUCCAAGGCAAAAGUGUAUUAGAAAGUAUCCAGUAACGUGUCCGCAUCAUUCUUACUGUGUCAUUAACUUAAUGAAUUCUUGUGACCAGUAAGUGCUACCAAAAAACUAAUUACCACUCUACCUCAGUGUAAUUAAAGACAGCAUAAGUCCAUUCCAGAUGGUUAAUAAUCAAUAGGUUAGUGUUUUUAAUGACGACCAUUGUUCUGUUUUGAGUAAUUUCAUUCGCUCAAACACUCCAAACUAUAAAAUAAUUAAAUAAUUUAUGAUUUGCCUUAAUAUCGUAUUAGAUCCAUAUCGGCAUGGUCCAGUACGCAAGGCUCCAAUCUCGGUAUCGUAACGGAAGUGAAGAAGUUGUAAUGAGAAAUCCAUAAUUAAAUUUCCUUUUUAGAAUGUGGCUAAAGAUUGUUAAAUCAGGGAUAUGAAUUAUUUCAAAUCAGUGACAGGAUCUUAGUAAGGUGCACCAGUAAAAUAUUUAAUUGUCAACAAGCUGGAAACAUUUUAAAUAUGACUACUGGUAGACUUCCUUUGCCAGUAACUGCGGAGAGAAUGGAAGGCAAUGGCGAGAUUUAAAGGCAUUGGGAAAUCACUGCUGACUGGACAUUCCAGUGGCCUUCUUACUGAAUGCACCACUUGUCAAAAGCAGGCUGCUAAAGGUUUUAUUUGACAUAUUUUGAUGACACUUGAGGUUGUGGUAACAAGCACAGGAAGUGAUCACAUGACUUAUUGUUUUUCCCAUGUUGACUGGUGUGCGUGUUGUCAACGAAAACACAUUGUUUUUAUACAGAUAAUAUUGUUUUGUAACGUGAUGAAGAUUGUUGUAAAUGUCUGCAGAAAUAAAGCACCUUCCUGAAAGAC